AUGUCAAAUACAAUAGACACGGGCAAGCUGGCCCUGAUCUCUCAGGGUGCGGCCUACGGGCUCCUGAUUGGACUUGGCGUCCUUUUUUGCGGUGUCAUCUUGAUCGCCGUUAAGAUCCAAAAGCUGUAUCUUUCGGAGGAUUCUGGCAAAUCGGAGAUGUUCAUGGUCGCCAAUCGGUCUGUUGGAACGGGUUUAACAGCAUCUGCGGUGUUUUCAUCUUGGAUGUGGAUCAACGAGACUGUGCUGGCAGCUGCAAUGUGCUACAGGUACGGCUUGGCCGUUCCAUUGUGGUGGGGAUCUGGACUAUGUUUCCAAAUUGCAUUGAUGGCGGCACUUGGCGUAAUGGCCAAGAUUCGAGUUCCUUACGCGCACACUUCUCUUGAAAUCGUACGAAUGAGAUAUGGCAAGAUUGGACAUCUUGUUUUUAUUGUGCUCAACUUAGUGAACAAUGUCUUUGGAUGUGCCUCUAUGAUCAUGACGGGGUCCCAGCUUAUCUAUGGUGUCUCGGGUAUGCACUUUGUGGCAGCGACUAUACUGAUUCCCCUAGGAGUUGUGCUAUAUACCGCAGUAGGUGGCCUGAAGGCUACUUUCUUAACUGACUUCCUGCAUACCACCAUUGCGUUGAUCCUCAUCAUCUACUUCACAAUUGCUGUUCUGACGAACGACGCAAUUGGCGGUUUGGGUGGCCUCUAUGAUAAGGUAGCGGCUACUGCUAGCGAGAACUACAUUUCUGGUAACUACCAAGGAUCUGUCCUCACUUUUAAAUCCAAAGGCGCAAUCAUCUGGGGUUUAAUUCUGAAGUUUGGCAACUUGGCUCUUGUUGUUAUGGACACUGCAUUCUGGCAAAAAUCGUUCGCAACCGAAGUUAAAGCUACCGUGCCGGGCUACAAUAUAGCUGCGCUCGCGGUUUUCGGCAUCCCUUGGGGAAUCGGCACAGUGCUUGGCUUGACAGCUCGGGCAAUCCACAACACCCCCAUUUUCCCAACCUACCCCGACCCUCUAACCGACACUGAAGUCAGCAUGGGCAUGGUGAUGCCAUAUGUUAUCAAAGCGCUGAUUGGUGAUGGCGGAAUCGUGGGAUUCUUCAUCUUACUCUUCAUGGCAAUCACCAGCACGGUUUCCUCUUCCAUGAUUGCAGUUAGUAGUAUUUUGUCCUAUGAUUUGUACAAAACAUACUUCAACCCGCAGGUGACAGACAAAAAGCUCGUCAAGGUCAGUCAUCUGACAGUCGUGAUUCACGGUGUCUUCAUCACUGGAAUCUCAAUCGCCUUGAAUUACGGAGGCGCCAAUAUGACUUGGAUCAACUAUUUGCGACCCGUGAUAUCUUGCCCAGGAAUCAUCCCGCUCAUUCUUACACUAUUCUGGUCAAGACAAACUCGACUUGCUGCCAUCGUAUCUCCGAUCCUUGGUUUCUUCACUGGUCUUACAGUCUGGCUUGUAACCGCGAAGACAAUGUAUGGCGCCGUGGACAUCGCAGCUACAUCGAACGAAUAUCCGGCCCUUUAUGCGGCGAUCGCAUCUUUCUUCUCGCCGGCCCUAUAUUCCGUUGUUCUCUCGAUAUACAAGCCAUACACCUUCGACUGGCGAGAGUUCCUCCGCAUCGAACUACAAGACGAAGCCAAACUACACGCCGAUUCCGACUCUGCGACACCAAACGAUAGCGGUGAUGAGAAUGCCAAAGGAUUCAGAGGGAAUGAGAUUGCCAAACCUGUUGGAAUUACACCCACUUCCAACUCGAUCAACAGCAAUGACCCAGAGCAUGUUGGCGGUAUCGAUGAAAAGGCUCCACCGGAGACACCACCGUCCCUUGCGGUGGAGCAACAAAGUCUAGACGACAUCCAACAUCCAUUCGAUGACAAAACAAUCAAAGAACUUUACCGCUGGCUAAAAAUUGCCAUUGUGUUUUUCAUUGUCAUUGUCUUGGUCACUAUCGUCGCCUGGCCUCUCCCGCUUUAUCGUGACUACAUCUUCACGAAGUCUUUCUUUUCCGGAUGGGUAACAGUCGCUAUUAUAUGGCAAUUUGGAGCAUUUGGGGCGGUGGUUGUUUACCCUCUCUACGAUGGAAGACACGAGAUCGCAACAGGCGCCCGUGGAAUUUGGAAUUCCUCAAGACGCUAUUUCGGCAAGAGGGGAGAGACUUAA
This is a messenger RNA of Penicillium waksmanii, 2142 nucleotides long. RefSeq names its product sodium:solute symporter family protein. The transcript is spliced from 4 exons. Gene Ontology annotation, molecular function: urea transmembrane transporter activity. The coding region runs from base 1 to 2142 and encodes 713 amino acids. The record is from RefSeq and is a predicted model, not a curated record. Gene Ontology annotation, biological process: urea transmembrane transport. Lineage: Eukaryota; Fungi; Ascomycota; Eurotiomycetes; Eurotiales; Aspergillaceae. Gene Ontology annotation, cellular component: plasma membrane.